This is a messenger RNA of Drosophila persimilis, 356 nucleotides long. Its product is annotated as chymotrypsin-elastase inhibitor ixodidin. Bases 1 to 276 code for a protein of 91 amino acids. The transcript has 2 exons. Lineage: Eukaryota; Metazoa; Arthropoda; Insecta; Diptera; Drosophilidae. The record is from RefSeq and is a predicted model, not a curated record.
AUGUCUGUCAGCUGGAACCAACUCUGCCUCAGCCUGCUGCUGAUCGUUUGCAGCCUUCUAGCCCUUACUACUGCCCAGCCGCCCAUCACGCCACGCAAGUGCCCCGCGAACGAGUCGUACCUCCCGUGCGGCCCCAGCUGCCAGACGGAGUGCUCAACUCUGGGCCAGCCCUGCCUUAUCCGGCACAUACGCUGCCCCGAUGGAUGCUACUGCAACGAGGGCUAUGCCCGCAACUCACGUGGCGCCUGCAUACCCCAGGGACAGUGUCGCAAGUAAAGGUAUUCCACAAAAAGGGAGGGCAUCUAGGUACAUAUAAAUAAAACCCCUCUGGGAUGAUGAUUCAUGACACUGAUAAA